Sinocyclocheilus rhinocerous is the source of this 2502-nucleotide messenger RNA. RefSeq names its product fibronectin type III domain-containing protein 7-like. NCBI's taxonomy places the organism in Eukaryota, Metazoa, Chordata, Actinopteri, Cypriniformes, Cyprinidae. The coding region runs from base 67 to 1836 and encodes 589 amino acids. The transcript has 13 exons. Gene Ontology annotation, molecular function: protein binding. The record is from RefSeq and is a predicted model, not a curated record.
AUAGAGAGUCAAAUCAGAAGAAGGAAGUGUGCCCUAAAGGCAGCUGAUCUGCACCAAAUUUGAGGCAUGGAGUCGAAAUAUUUACAUCUUUCUAAUAUCGUCUUAUUGAUUAUUACUGUGCCACAGAUAUGCAAAGCACAUGACAUCACGUUAUCCGUGUUCACCGUCACUUCCAAAAGUAUGACGGUCCGUUGGAGCGGACAUACCGGCGCGAGCUCGUACAAAAUCACCGCCACGCCGAAAAACUCCCCAGAGCCGUCGGUUUUCGCGCAGUUCAGCGGCAGCACGGUGAUGGGCUCCGUUAACUCGUUAUCCCCGAACACUGUGUACAGGAUGCGGGUCGAAGCCAUGGACAACGCGGUGAACGUGCUCAGCAGCGCCGAAACGGAGGAGACGACAGCUCCUGAGGUCCCCCUCAUAUACCAGGCUUACUCCAAACACAGUGACAGCAUCACAGUGGAGUUCGGUGUGGUGUCUGGUGCCACCAGCUACAUCAUCCGGGCAGAGAACGAGGAUGGGUUCUUCUCUGCAAGCCUGCUCUUCUCUGAAAGCCUGGUGAACACUUCCCCCGGGACAGUGGUUGGUCUGCUACCUUACACCCAAUACACCCUCAGCGUGAUGUCCGUCAACACUGGGGGAAGGAGUCAGCCUUCUCUAACUGUGAAUGCUAGGACAGUGUUGGUAGCCCCAGAUCUGAUUUCCAGCUCCCCCAGCAGUGACAUCAUUGUGAUAGAGUGGAAUCCAGUGGACCAUGCUGUGCUGUACAGCCUGGUCAUGACCAUGGAGGGCUCAGACACGCGGGUCAGACUCAACACGUCUGAGACCAAUAUGACCUUCACUGACCUUCAGCCUGGCACCACCUACAGCAUCAAGGGCAAUGCCUGGGAUCCAGAUGGUAACCAAGGAGAUGACAUCACUGUCUACCAAAUCACACGUGUGGUGGUGCGGCCCUGCAGUGAGACACAAGGAUGCAAUAACACCUGUAGUGCACAUACACGCCGAACAGCUCCCUGUGCCCCUGUGAUCCUCAACGUGACUCAGGUGAACUCUUCCACGGUGGAGGUGUUCUGGAUGGCUAAAAACACCGAGGCUAACUACACUGUGAUCGCCAUAGGUCUCCCCCACUUGCUCACCUGCUCAUCCAGCGGCACUUCCUGCUACAUCAGUGUGUCCUGUGGAUCCACAUAUGACGUCAGCACCUACGCCACAACCACAGCAGGACAGAGUCUUCCCAGCUACUCCAUUCCCCUGGAAACAGGACCCUGUUGUCCAGAAACUCUGAGUGUUGAGCAGGUGACCCAGUCUAUGACAAACAUCACUUGGUCGGCUGCCACAGGGGCGCGGUCUUAUGUCACCUCUUUGACAUCCCCCAGAGGUCACGCCAGAUGUCACACCAUGGACAACCACUGCCUGCUGGGAUGCAUCACAUGUGGCACCAGCUACAAUGUGUCGCUGGAGGCCUUCAGCAUUACUGGACAUAAAUCAGAGUGCAGUUACCACGGUUUCUCUGCAAGUGCGUGUUGUCCGUCCAGCGUGAGACUCUACCGGAUGGAUAACAACACUCUUCGGGUGUACUGGCGCUCUUCUCCAGGCCUGUACAACUACACAGCCGACCUGCACGGUACCAGAUCCAACCACACCUGCAGUGCCACAAAUGGGGCUCAUGGAUGUGACAUCUCUGAGAUCCUGUGUGGGGAAGUAUACACUGUCGUGGUCGCUCCCUUAACACAAGAGGGUUUGAAGGUCACAUACUGCCCCAGAAGACUCUACUCAGUCUCCUGUUCUGGAAACACUGUGGGAAUGGUGAUCUAUCGAGGCCGGAGGAGUGUGGACUAAAACCUUUUUGGCACAGAUGAAAGAAGAUGGAGCUCUGACGUCAUCAAUGGAGACAACAGGGCAUUCUCUUCUCACCACUUUCAUCUCGCCACAUUUAUAUACUGUUUGCCAGCAAUACCUAUAACAAUUGGCUCAAUGAAAAUGUAUGUGUAUCUUUAAGGUCUUUUAAACAUGACAACAAAAAUAUAUAUUUUUCAAUCAAAUUGUUAACCAUUUCUAAAUGUGUGAUAUUUUAUACAUACAUUUCCUUUGUAUUAUGAAGUUUGCAUUUAUACUGUAAUUUCCUGAUAUUCAAAGCAUGUCAUGAAGCCCAAAUGUUUACAUGUCCAAAAAAAGUAAUAUCAUAAUGUCACAAGAAAAAUGACUAUGUUAAUGUAGUGUAAUGAUUCGAACAACACUAUAAGCAUUUGUAGGAAUUCCCCUAAGCAGCAAGCCUCCAAAGGGAGUGGACCAGUGUGUUUUAUACAGGGUAGACCUCCUCUGAACUAGGAUGGGAAAUUCGAACAGCACAAGUUUCAUGUUCAGUGUCCGCCCCAGGUCAUGUGUACUUUGGAUGAUAUAUUACAUUGAAUUUGCAAAAUAUGUAUGUUUACUAAUGACCUACAGCCUGAGAACCUCAAUACAAUAGCAGCCUUUAGUACUCUUAAUAAACAGCAUGAAGCAUUA